UGCUGGGCUGUCCUCAUUUUGCUUGAGAACAACCGGAGCAGGAUGUGGCCACUUUAUCCCACACUGCUGAAGUUUUCAGUCCCAUAUUUCUACCUUUCCCUCGGGAUGAUUUAAGUUUUCUGCUAAGAACCAAAUCUGAAGAAUGUCCUAAGAAAACUGGAGCCAAGGAAGCUUGCCAGAGCUCUGCAGGGAGGGCCAGAGCCUUGCUGAGGGAGAGAGAAAAGUUUUUAAACUCUCCAUGAAGUGUACUAUGUUCUACCGUUCAUUCCCAAAGCCACCGGAAGCAUUCCUCCCAGGAAAGGUGGAGUUUGUGGUGAGAAGCUGGAGGUGAGAAGACACCUGGAAGGACAGAUUAAUUCAUUUUCUUAGUUUCCUAUGUGGAGACAGUAUUAGAGCCCAGCGAGGCUUUGGGACGCCCCAAAGAUGAGCACCAACAGCAGCAUGGUGGGCCAGCUGCUCUGGCAGGGGCCGGCAUGCACCAGCUGGAAGCAGGACUUUGAAGGGGCUCUCUACCACCUGGCCAACUGCUUCUUGCUCCUGGGCUUCAUGGGGGGCAGUGGGGUAUAUGGGUGCUUCUACCUUUUUGGUGUCCUGGGUAUGGGCUACCUGUGCUGCGUGCUGUGGGGCUGGUUCAGUGCCUGUGGCCUGGACAUUGUCCUGUGGAACUUCCUGCUGGCAGUGGCCUGCCUGCUGCAGCUGGCAUACCUGGUAUACCGCCUGCGCAAGGACACUCUUCCUGAGGAGUUUGACCUCCUCUACAAGACGCUGUGCCUGCCCCUGCAGGUGCCCCUACAGACGUACAAGGAGAUGGUUCACUGCUGCGAGAAGCAGGUCUUGACUCUGGCCACUGAGCAGACCUAUGCUGUGGAGGGUGAGACACCCAUCAACCGCCUGUCUCUGCUGCUCACUGGCCGGGUUCGUGUAAGCCAGGAUGGGCAGUUUCUGCACUAUGUCUUUCCAUACCAGUUCAUGGACUCUCCUGAGUGGGAAUCGCUGCAGCCCUCUGAGGAGGGGGUGUUCCAGGUCACUCUGACUGCUGAGACUGAAUGUAGCUACGUUUCCUGGCCCCGGAAAAGUCUCCACCUUCUUCUGACCAAAGAGCGAUACAUCUCCUGCCUCUUCUCAGCCUUGCUGGGCUAUGACAUCUCAGAGAAACUCUACACUCUCAAUGACAAGCUCUUUGCUAAGUUUGGACUGCGAUUCGACAUCCGCCUUCCCAGCCUCUACCAUGUCCUGGGUCCCACUGCCCCAGAUGCAGGGCCAGAAUCUGAGAAGGAUGAUGAAGAAGUCUGUGGGCCAUCUGUGUCCCCUCCUCUAGCCAUGACCACAUCUGUCCAGCAAACACCCCCUUAUACUUCCCCUCCAGCUGCCACCGACCUUCCUGCACCUCCUUCCCGGGCUAGGAUGUCCAGGCCUGACAGCGGCAUCCUGGGUAGAAGAGAGGAUUUUGAAUGUUCCCAGCACAAAGAAAUGAGAAAUAUUUGAAGUAAUGGAAAAAAAAAAAUCUGGUUGCCAGGGUUUCAGCGGAGGAAGGAGGGACGGACGGACGGAAAGGUGGAGCACAGAGGACACUUAGGGCAGAGAAACUACUCUGUACGAUGCUGUAAUGGUGAAUGCGUAACAUCAGGCAUUUGGCAAAGCCCAUAAAACUGUACAACACAAAGAGGGAACCCUAAGGUAAAGCUGUAUAUGUAUAAAAAUGUAUAAUAAUAUAUCAAUAUUGGUUCAUAAUUAUAACAAAUGUACCACACUAAUAUAACAUGUUAUUAAUAGGAGAUAAUGUUUUGUAUGUGUAUGAGGGGAGGGUAUGGGAACUGUCUCUACUUCCUGUUUCAUCUCUCUGUAAACCUUAAACUGCUAUAAAAAAUAGUCUAUUACUUAUGGAAAAAGUUAAUAAUUUUAUAAAAGGUAUGAGUUCUCCAAUCAAACAUUAUUCUUGGGCUGAUGAGCAAAAUAAAAAAAUAAAUAAAUCUAUACUAGGGAGACCAUAGAACAACUGUAGAACAUCAAGGAUUAAAAGAUAUUCUUAAAAAUUCCUAGACAAAUAAAUGAGAAAACUUGUGACAAAUGAAUAGUUUUCUAGAAAAAUAUAAUUUACUGAAAUGGACUCGAGAAUAGAAAACCGAAAUAAACUUACCAGCAUCAAAAAAUUGAAUUGGCAACCAAGAGUCUUCUCUGGCCCUAAAAUACACUAGAACCAGAUGGUUUCAUAUGAGAACUCCACC
This is a messenger RNA of Cynocephalus volans (Philippine flying lemur), 2225 nucleotides long. RefSeq names its product popeye domain containing 2 (gene POPDC2). Bases 424 to 1485 code for a protein of 353 amino acids. Lineage: Eukaryota; Metazoa; Chordata; Mammalia; Dermoptera; Cynocephalidae. Gene Ontology annotation, cellular component: sarcolemma. The transcript is spliced from 4 exons. Gene Ontology annotation, molecular function: cAMP binding. The record is from RefSeq and is a predicted model, not a curated record. Gene Ontology annotation, biological process: skeletal muscle tissue development; regulation of membrane potential; striated muscle cell differentiation.